This is a messenger RNA of Andrographis paniculata, 1499 nucleotides long. RefSeq names its product protein VTE6, chloroplastic. The transcript has 5 exons. Lineage: Eukaryota; Viridiplantae; Streptophyta; Magnoliopsida; Lamiales; Acanthaceae. The record is from RefSeq and is a predicted model, not a curated record. Bases 34 to 990 code for a protein of 318 amino acids. Gene Ontology annotation, cellular component: chloroplast inner membrane.
AAUUAUUUACUUCCCUCUAACAGAGCCUUGGCCAUGGCAGCUUCCAUGCCACUUCCCACUAUUCUUUCCCCAAACCCGACGGCCUUUCUCCCCAAAUUCCCAAUUCCGUUACCCCAAACACUCACCCUCAAAUCGACUUCCCUGAUCACCCUCAAGAGAUCGCUUCCUCAAAUUCAAGCUUGCAGAAAUGCCAUUGCUCCAGCUUUCGUGCACCAGGCCAUAAAUUUGGUCCAAUCCUCGCCCCCGACGUGGCAGUCCGCCGUCUUCAGCAAUGCUGUGAUAUUUACGUUGGGAUCCCCACUCCUCGCUCCUGGCCUAUCUCUUCCCGGCGUCGCCGCUGCCUUCUUGCUCGGCACAAUUACUUGGCGCGCUUUCGGCUCUCCCGGAUUCAUCCUCGUCGCCACGUAUUUUCUCAUUGGCACAGCUGUUACGAAAGUGAAAAUUGCUCAAAAGGAAGCUCAGGGGAUUGCUGAGAAAAGGAAAGGAAGGAGAGGGCCGGGUAGUGUGAUUGGAUCCAGUGCUGCAGGUUGUAUUUGUGCUCUCCUUUCUAUCUAUGGUAUUGGCGGGGUGGUCUUUAAUCGAUCAUGGGAACUUGGAUUUGUUGCUAGUUUCUGCACUAAACUGAGCGAUACUGUCUCAAGUGAGAUAGGGAAGGCGUACGGCAAAACAACUUAUCUAGUCACAACAUUCAAGAUAGUCCCAAGGGGGACUGAAGGGGCCGUUAGCGUCGAGGGAACUGUAGCUGGGCUUGCAGCUUCAAUUUUUCUUGCCUAUGUUGGUUAUCUGAUGGGCCUGAUAGAUGUGCCCAAAGCCAUCAUAUGUGUUGUUGCUUCCCAGAUUGCUAAUCUUGGAGAGAGCAUUAUCGGUGCUGUACUUCAGGGCAAAGAAGGUUUCCAAUGGCUUAACAAUGAUGCUGUCAAUGUAAUCAACAUAUCUCUGGGCUCGAUCUUGGCAAUCCUCAUGCAGCAACUAUUUCUCCUCCGUAGCUAGUGAACAUCACAACCCAUAUAUUCCCAUGCCUAAUCCAGAAAAUUAAUCAUGUCCAAGAAGCAGUAUGGUCCCAAUCUGGCUGAUGGAUCAAAAGGCCAUAACUUUAUAUGAUCUAGACGAAUGGACAUAAAUGGUGAAACGUUUGGCUGCAAUGCUCAGGUUUGCCCAUUUUCUUCAAUUUUACCAGAUGUGCCUCCAUUUAUGUCUCUUGAGUAGAGUAGGGCUAUGGUGUUUUGAAUCUUCUGCAUUGGCCAUUCCUGUGAUCGUAAUUAUAUAAUUUGUUCAUGUAACCAUCUAAUCAUACUGUUUAAGGGAAAAUGGGAAUGUUGGGGAGGCCGUUGGUGUCAGUUAUAUACCUUUCUAGUGAUAUAUAUGUUCAUUGGUUGUGUCUGCUAUAAAUAUUUUUCUCAAGGAAUUUAGUGCCAUCCGUGAUCUCCCAAGAUCCGGACACACUAUUUUCCUCGAGAGUUUGAGUGUAUUCUUUUGGUACUAUUUUUUUUUUCACUUUU